GGGAGAGGUUGGGUGUGGGACAGAACGGGGUGCGGCCGGGACAGACCCAGAGACACAGCACCUUCCAGCAUCGCAGACAACAGCAGGCCUCGCCCAGCCACGGCCCCCAAGGAGGCCACUGCGUGUGUGUGUGUGCGUGUGUGUGUGCGCGUGUGCGUGUGUGCACACGCCUGGCCUUUGUCCUCGGCCCCUGGGCAGCUCUGCCCCAUCAGCCCCCCAAGCCUUUAUGGACAUUCCCCCAGGUCACAUCAACAAGAAUGUUUACUAGGUUUUUUUCCUCUCCCUCCGAGAUUCAGCAAACACUGUUUCCAGCAGAGGCGUUUCCAACAAUGUAUGACAGCGACAUCUCCGUGGGCCUGGAGGCUCUGCGCCUGAGGGGCUUUCGUGCAGGCAGACACAUUUCCUACUCUGGAGCUGAUUCUGUCAUAGGGGCCUCCAGAUUUGUCAGGCGCCCUUGGCGAGCUCAGGGGAGCCCCUCUGUUCCUGCUUCUAGGGCAUCAGUGAACAUCUCCUGUUGGCCAGAGGUACCCUGGGGGGUGCUGCGGUGCCACGGUGACCAAGGCAGACCCCGUCACACCCUCACCGAGCUCCUGGUUUGGAGGGGCCAUAGGCAACAAAAUGCAGAAACAAAUUAAUCUAUAACUUCAAAGAGUGGUAAAUGCUUUCAGGAAAAUACAGAAGGUUGAGGUGGUGGAGAGCGGUUGGGUGUCUGCUGGGCAGGCCUGUGUCUGGCCACUCGCUGUGCUGGCAUUGCCCGCCCCGCAGGUGGAAACGGAGGUGUCCAGCAGCCCCACGGCACAGCCCCUUCUCUAGCCUGAGUGAGGUCUGUGCCCACAGAAGACACACGUGUACCCUUUCCUCCACCUUAGCUGCCCAGCCUGACUGUGUCCCCCAGCAGCCAGUGGCCAGGGGCCAAGUUCCUGCCUUAGUGGCACUGAGGGGGGACACCCCGCCGUCUCGACCUGGCCUUGGCCUCUGGCAUUCCCCCCGGGAAUCUCCCCGGGUUGGGGAGCGGGGCAGGGACGGGACCCUGUGUUCUCACUGAGGAUGUGCGGGGGCCGGACAGUGUGACCUUGGCCAAGACCUGACCCCGCCGGGGCUUGGCCACUCCGGCCUGGGCUGUGCGAAUCAAAGGGUCAUUGUCUGGCUGGCUUGGGUUCCGGCCCUCUCCGGGGAAACCGAGGCCAGCUGCCAGUGGCCUCCUGCUCCCGGCUCUGUCUUCCCUAACCCAGAGGCUCUGUGCAGGCUGACCUCUAACAGGUCACUGACCCUUUCCGGAGCGCUGCCUCCUCCUGAGACCCCAGUGACCACCUCCCCUCUCCCGUCUCUGCCGCUCUCCCCACCCUAUCCAGGCCCGAGGCUCAUCCUAGGACUUCCAGCCCCGACCUGGCCCCUGCAGCCCACUUCCUACCCCAGCCGCCAUAACACUUCUCCCUGGUUCAGACACCCACCGUGGCUUCCCGUGGCUUCUGCUCACACCCCAGGCUUCUGUUUCCCUCCAGGUACAUCCUGACAGGUAAACAGACAGUGACAAUCCAGUGUUGUUCUGUGGCAGAGGAUGCCCAGAUGGCAAAGGUGCCCCAGGCCUGACCCAGGCCUGGGGGAGACUGAGGAACGCUUCCCAGAGGAAAGAGAUGUUGAGGUUGAGACUCCAACGUUGGACGGAACGGCAGGGGUGUGCGCUGGAGACAGAUGCUUGUGCUGAUUAUAUCUGUCCAAGAUGCGAGUCUGGUUUUAUCGAGGAGCUUCCGGAAGAGACCAGGAGCACAGAAAACGGUUCUGCCCCCUCCACAGCUCCCACGGACCAGAGUCGGCCACCAUUGGAGCACGUGGACCAGCACCUGUUCACGCUGCCGCAGGGCUACGGACAGUUUGCUUUCGGCAUCUUCGAUGACAGCUUCGAGAUCCCCACGUUCCCUCCUGGGGCGCAGGCUGACGACGGCAGGGACCCUGAGAACCGGCGGGAGAGAGACCACCCGUCCCGGCACCGGUAUGGCGCCCGACAGCCCCGCGCCCGCCUCACCACGCGGCGGGCCACCGGCCGGCACGAAGGCGUCCCCACGCUGGAAGGGAUCAUCCAGCAGCUCGUCAACGGCAUCAUCACGCCCGCCACCAUCCCCAGCCUGGGUCCCUGGGGAGUCCUGCACUCAAACCCUAUGGACUACGCCUGGGGGGCCAAUGGCCUGGACGCCAUCAUCACACAGCUCCUCAAUCAGUUUGAAAACACGGGCCCCCCACCGGCAGAUAAAGAGAAAAUCCAGGCCCUCCCCACCGUCCCCGUCACUGAGGAGCACGUAGGCUCCGGGCUCGAGUGCCCCGUGUGCAAGGACGACUAUGCGCUGGGUGAGCGUGUGCGGCAGCUGCCCUGCAACCACCUGUUCCACGACGGCUGCAUCGUGCCCUGGCUGGAGCAGCACGACAGCUGCCCCGUCUGCCGGAAAAGCCUCACGGGACAGAACACGGCCACGAACCCCCCGGGCCUCACCGGGGUGAGCUUCUCCUCCUCGUCGUCCUCCUCCUCCUCCAGCUCGCCCAGCAACGAGAACGCCACAAGCAACUCAUGAGCCCGCGUCGGCCGUCGGGAAAGCACGGGGCAUUUCCCACCCACCCUCAGCCAGCGCCACACGGCACCCACAGACUGGGUGCCCCGGCGGCGCCACGCUCGGCUGGUCGGCGCUGCAGGUCCCGCCUGUUCCAGGGCAGGACCCGGCCCACCGGCCCCCUGGCUCAGGAAGGCGUGGGCCACAUGGUCCCCUCUGGGGCGUCCCCAGCCUCCCCGUCCUCUGUCUAACCUCACCCUCUAAACGUUCAGCGGUGGAAAGAUUUUUAUAAUUUUAAAUUAUUACUGCUUUGAAAUAAACGGACGUUUGAGCUCACAUGGCGGCAAUGCAUGAUUUGUGGCAAAAGACAGGCACAGCGGCUCCACCAGCACUGCAGGCGCCGCCAGGACAGGCCGCGUGGGCCCAGCCUCCCCCUUGGCCGCCUCCACGACCCGGAGUUCGGGGGCUCGGGACCAUGAGGAUGACCAGCAAAAUUCAAGAACAAAACUGCUCCAACAGACUUUUUUAAAGGAAAAAAUAUGUGUAUCUUGAAAGCUAUUUAAAAUACACUACUUACAAACAGAA
This is a messenger RNA of Pongo pygmaeus (Bornean orangutan), 3125 nucleotides long. RefSeq names its product ring finger protein 126 (gene RNF126). Bases 1635 to 2564 code for a protein of 309 amino acids. Gene Ontology annotation, biological process: protein ubiquitination. Gene Ontology annotation, cellular component: cytoplasm. The record is from RefSeq and is a predicted model, not a curated record. NCBI's taxonomy places the organism in Eukaryota, Metazoa, Chordata, Mammalia, Primates, Hominidae. The transcript has 9 exons. Gene Ontology annotation, molecular function: ubiquitin protein ligase activity.